Tuber melanosporum (Perigord truffle) is the source of this 1408-nucleotide messenger RNA. RefSeq lists its product as uncharacterized. The record is from RefSeq and is a predicted model, not a curated record. Gene Ontology annotation, biological process: dephosphorylation; L-serine biosynthetic process. Gene Ontology annotation, cellular component: cytoplasm. NCBI's taxonomy places the organism in Eukaryota, Fungi, Ascomycota, Pezizomycetes, Pezizales, Tuberaceae. The transcript is spliced from 3 exons. Bases 1 to 1263 code for a protein of 420 amino acids. Gene Ontology annotation, molecular function: L-phosphoserine phosphatase activity; magnesium ion binding.
AUGAGCCGGACCGAACCGUCCAACAUAUCUCCCCCCGCGCCCAGGCAGGGACUUGCAAGAGCCGCAAGCUAUAACGCCGCACUUCACAUUAGAGAUCUCCACGGAGCGCCUCCUACUCCAAACGAAGACCUCACAACUCCAGUUGAAAUAAUUACGCCCGAGGGCAAACGCGUCUUGAUUAAAAACUCUGGGAUUGUGCAUACGGUUUCGCAUAAGAAUUGUGUGCUUACCGAGUCCGCGUUGCAAUUGGUCGCAACCCUCUUCUACAACCCCAAUCAGUCCCUAAUCACAGUCGACGGAGAAGAAAUCAAUGUUGAGAAACAAUAUGUCAAUUUCGGACCCUACAUUUCAGACAUGGCUAUGUUCGAGUUCAUCCAGACAAUUGAUGAGUUGCAUGUGCCAUGGAAGAAAUGGGGGACCAACCAUCGUUGCCUCGACUCUGCUGAACAUCCAAAAGUCAUGGAGAUCACUCUGUCCAUGCCAGAAAUGUUACACCUUAGUGAAUUAAGAAGACACACUAGCCUAUGGAAGUUCGAGAGGAAGUGGAAUGUCGAGCUUGUUUUACAGGAGAAUGAUAUCUUCAGGCGGCACAAGCGUCUUGCUGUGUUCGACAUGGACUCGACAUUAAUCGAGCAGGAAGUUAUUGACGAGAUCGCCAAGUUCAUUGGGGUAGAGGACCAGGUUUCGUCUAUCACCGCCCGUGCAAUGAAUGGGGAAAUAGACUUCACAGAAUCUCUUCGACAGCGAGCUGCACUUCUAAAAGGAGUCCCCUCAACAGUAUUUCAGCAACUUAGAUCCAGCAUCACUUUUACCCCAGGUGUCCGCGAGCUAUGCCGUGCGCUUAAGACCCUUGGGUACAAACUGGCAGUUCUCAGUGGCGGGUUCAUUCCGUUGGCUGAGUAUGUUAAAGGGCAGCUUGAUUUCGAUUACGCUCACGCAAAUAAUCUCGUUGUUUCGGAAGACGGUAAAUUUCUCACUGGGGACCUUAGUGGCCCCAUCGUGCAUGCAGAGCGUAAAGCGCUCUUGCUCGAAGAGAUCGCCAAAGAGAACGGGAUCGCUCUUGAACAAACUAUGGCAAUCGGGGACGGUGCAAAUGAUCUACUAAUGAUGAAGAAAGCUGGUCUCGGCAUUGCGUUUAAUGCAAAACCUUCUGUUCAGGUUGCGGCACCCGCAAGACUCAACUCAGAAACCAUGCUAGACGUCUUGUAUAUCCUAGGGUUUACUAAGGAGGAGAUCCAGGCAUUACUUGCAGUUGCGGGCUAGGUGGGGUUGCCGCGUCUUUUUUUUUUUUUUUUACUUCUUCGAUCUAACCCAGUUUUUCACUGAGGUUUCUUUGUGCUUAUUUUCACUUUCUUCUUUUCGUUCAUAGCUAUGAGGGAGGUAGUGUAGCUUCAGGGCCUGUGUCCCC